AUGGCAUCAGAUGGGAACUUGGCUGAGUUGCUAAAAAACUAUUAUAAGUGGAGAAAGGAAUGUCCAGAAAUAAGUGCAGAUCUACACCCCAGAAGUAUUCUUGGUCUUCUGAAGGCUGGCUACCAUGGAGUCCUGAGAUCCAGGGAUCCCACUGGCAGCAAAGUUCUUAUUUACAGAAUUGCACACUGGGACCCAAAAGUUUUUACAGCUUAUGAUGUAUUUCGUGUAAGUCUAAUCACAUCCGAGCUUAUUGUACAGGAGGUAGAAACUCAACGAAAUGGCAUCAAGGCUGUAUUUGACCUGGAAGGCUGGCAGUUUUCUCAUGCUUUUCAAAUUACCCCAUCUGUUGCCAAGAAAAUUGCUGCUGUACUUACAGAUUCCUUUCCACUGAAAGUUCGUGGCAUCCAUUUGAUAAAUGAGCCAGUAAUUUUUCAUGCUGUAUUUUCCAUGAUUAAACCAUUCCUGACUGAAAAAAUUAAGAAUCGGAUUCAUAUGCAUGGAAGCAAUUAUAAACAAAGCUUACUUCAGCAUUUUCCAGACAUUCUUCCUCUGGAAUAUGGUGGUGAAGAAUUCUCCAUGGAGAACAUUUGUCAGGAGUGGACAAAUUUUAUAAUGAAGUCUGAAGAUUAUCUCAGCAGCAUUUCUGAGACUAUUCAAUGAGAAGAAGUUAUUUCAUGUGAACGACUUCCUAAUUAAAAAUAUGUGAAUGAGAUCUUACCUGGUUAGCUAAUUAAUGCUUGUCUGAUGUUGAAAAAUGUAAAAAUCUUCUGACAAGAGCAACAUGGGUAUUUGGGAAGCUUUUUUACUUUUUAAAUGCAUUUUUCUUUUUUACUUUUAAAGUAAUUGUUAGUGCACUUUAAAAGCACAGAAGAGAUUGCCAAUUUUUGCACUUGAGGAGAUAACACAGAAAGUUAUUUCUAAAGUAGCUAUUUAUGUGCCUCUUUGUAUGUUUCCAGAAGGUUUCAUUUUAAACAAGUUCUCUGAUUACAUUGGUUUAGUAAUAAAUUUAUAAAUAGUCC
This is a messenger RNA of Galeopterus variegatus (Sunda flying lemur), 1019 nucleotides long. It is a transcript of the gene TTPA, whose product is annotated as tocopherol (alpha) transfer protein. The transcript has 5 exons. The coding region runs from base 1 to 660 and encodes 219 amino acids. Gene Ontology annotation, cellular component: membrane. Gene Ontology annotation, molecular function: phosphatidylinositol bisphosphate binding. NCBI's taxonomy places the organism in Eukaryota, Metazoa, Chordata, Mammalia, Dermoptera, Cynocephalidae. The record is from RefSeq and is a predicted model, not a curated record.